Saccharomycodes ludwigii is the source of this 705-nucleotide messenger RNA. RefSeq lists its product as uncharacterized. Bases 1 to 705 code for a protein of 234 amino acids. The transcript has a single exon. NCBI's taxonomy places the organism in Eukaryota, Fungi, Ascomycota, Saccharomycetes, Saccharomycodales, Saccharomycodaceae. The record is from RefSeq and is a predicted model, not a curated record.
AUGUAUCCUUCCAAUAUAUCAAAUUUUGAAAAAUCAUACAAGCUAAGGAUCAAAUUGGAUCGUACGAAUAAUUACACGUACACUCAAACUAUUUGUAACUUUGGACCUUGGUUUCAGAAAUAUAAAGCAAAAGGUACCACAGGUUCUGAACAUGUUUCUAAUUUCAUUUCUCAUCCAAACAUAACAUACACCUUAAACGUGAAAAAACUAGCAAGUGAAUAUAAACAACAGGAACUUUCAACAAAUUUUGAUCCAACUGAAUUUAGAAUAUACAUUGAGACUAACGAAUAUGGUGGGUUUUAUAGCAUUAUUAAUCACAAAAUGUUCUCUGAUAAUAAUAAUAAUAAUAAUAAUAAUACUGGAAAAUAUGGAACUAAUACAGAAAGAAGAAAUAAAAUUAGCAUUGAUGAUAAGUUUGUAGAUUUGCUAAACGGAGAAAAUAUUGGAUUAAUCCCAUUCAAAUUUAUUUCUCCUCAAGGGGGGUAUAUAUUGGUUGAUGUUGCAACUAAUGGUUUUGAAAUGUACAUUUCAUUAACACCAGUUUCAAUUAGUAAUGACAUUUACGAUUUACAUAUUUUUUUGCAUAGGGGUAUUUCAUCGCCAUUCAUAUUCCCAGAUCAAAUGCCUUCAAAGUGGAGAUUCUUGGUUUUUUUCCUUUUUGUUUUUUUAUUGUUUUUAGUGCUUAAUAACAGUAGAUGGAGCUAG